AUGGAAAACAUCCCACCUUCCUACGAAAUCGCAGUAGCGAGAAACCCAUGGGGACUCAUAGCUCCCUACAUACCCUCUCCCGAACUGUGUGCCCUCAAUAGAGUCAAUCAUGAAUUGCACCACGUCUUCGCUCCAUGCCUGUGGGGUAAUCCCGCGUCACAUUUUGGAACGGAGAAUGAUAGGGUCUAUGUCGCCCUGACACGCUUCAAAAGGAUCCUGAAACGGGUACGCCUGAGCGUGAGGGAACUCACCCAUACUCUGCAUCUCCCUCCUGCUCAGUCAGAGCUCUAUGACGGACCUCACCCUGAAUGGCUUCGCGAUGUCCUGGAGCAGCUGCCAAACCUCCAAUCCCUCGUCGUCUCGCGGCUCCCCUUUUUCGAUCAUAUGGCAUUGCUGGCAUUACGAAGCUACAGCGACAGCCGCCGACCUUCACUUGGCGGUCCAGAUCCUACGUUCGCACUUCGGCUCCUCAUAGCUGGAAGCUGCCAGAAUACUACAUCGCAAGGGUUGACGGAGGGUCUGCACCAUUUCCCGAACCUCGCCUUCCUAGACCUCUCCGAUACACCAGCAGCAAGAGAUAAGAACUUUCUGUGGAAGUUGGGGCAUCUACCACUAUUGCAGGUAUUGAAGUUACGGAGUGUGCAUUUGAGAGACGAAGACGUCGAUAUUUUAGCUGAGGCUAUAGGUCUCAAAGUUCGAAGCCUCGAUGUUCAAGGCAAUCACCUCACAGACCACAGCGUUCGGACUCUUCUGGUUUCUUGCUUCCAAGCUGAAAAUGAUACUAAUGGGUCAUCGAAUGGGAGACCACGCGCCAUUUCAAAUCUGGCGGUGGAAGACUGGCCUUUAGGGUUUGUGCGACCUGAUCCUGCGGUACUCGAUGAGUUCAAAGACGAAAGCUACGAUGAGCGCUUCGUUCGGCGCUUGACUUCCGGCGUUAUCAGUAGACUGCCAUACGAGGACAUGCCUCGUUCCGGAAUUACCCAUCUUUACAUCGCCAACAACAACCUCACAGUGGAAGGUCUAGCGGCCUUGAUUCGGUCAGGAAAGCUGCGUGUCCUCGAUGCAGGCUCUGUGAAUAAAUUUGUGCAUGGACCUGUGUCGGAGGCAUCCCCAUCACUUUCCCCAUUCGAUGCUCGUCACAUCCGGCUGCCAGGAGUGGAGAAGCUUACGCCGAUCCUGAGCAAGCAUGCCCAAGAAAUGACCUCGCUACGACUUCAUCAUGCGGUCAUUACCAAAUAUGCUCCACUCACAGACGAGCGCUCACCUGUAGCUCCCUGCGAGCUCGGUGCAGGAAAGACUCAGCAUGAAUUGAGCGGACCAGUGCCAAGUGAGCUAGAUGCAGCAGUGUACGAGUUGGAUGCAACACCACCACUCUACGAACUGGAUAUACAUGUUCCACAGCCACGGUAUGAGUUGCCCGGAGACUCUACGCAUUUCUACGUCUCUCCACCGAUCGGCGAUAAACCUACUCUUAGUAAAGAAGAAAGCCAGCCCGAGGCCAGACGUGGAAGCGUUUUCGCACCGGAACCGCUGGAGCCUGAGGAAUCUGACGAAGACGCCGCCCCAGUGCUCACAGCAACGGGAUUAGGCUCGGUUGCGCAAGCUGUAAAUGGCAUGAAAGGUCCAAACCAAGCCAUGAGUGUAACGAGCAAUGACCGAGUCGGCACUGGUAAACAAAGUUCACAAAUGCGGACUGCACUAAUUGAGAAGCAACGACAAGAGCUUCGAUCGAGUCGGCUCGACAAACCUCAUGGUUUGAUACCAGGAAUGCUGCCAAAGCUUCGAACCUUCACUUUGACCAACGUUCCAUGUGUUGACAGUACCGGACGAGUGAUUGAUGCCCUAAUUCAAUUCAUCAAGGAUUGUGCCUCAGAAGCUGAGCUUGCCAACCUCCAGGCUCGCCUUGAAGUGGACCCUGUACGCAAGCCAGGGGAGCGUUACUCAAAGCACAAUCGCCAUACUGCCCGAGAGAUCUUUGCACUAAGACAGAUUGCACUUGAGAUGGCUCCAGCAGUAUCUCCCAACGCUCCCAACACAACGUCAAAGCUUGUCAACAGGACCAGGUCAUCCACGGAAGAUGCAGACAGUGAAGCAUUCUGGUCCGCAGCUGAAAAUGAUUUCACCUUCUUUGACAAAGAUGAAGAAUGCGGCCUGCCUUCUAUAGACACUGAUACUUACGUUCCCGACUCAGCAUUAUCCGAAAAGAUCAUGAUGCCAGCGGAUGGCGUUCAGCCGGACAGUCUGCCAAAACUGGAAACAACCGAACGCAAAGACGCGCCUGUUGAUGUUGUGCAGGAGCUAAUCAAGUUUAGAAAGGGGAAAAAGGUAGCUUUUGAAGAAGCGGUACAGAGGGGAUUAUUGCACGUCGAUGGGUAUUGGCCUGGUGAGGUUAAGGUCGUGAGAGGGCAUCACACAGGCGGCAAGAUGGACUACUAUGGAAAUCAUUUCGAAAAGGGAGGAGUUUAUCGAUGA
Molecule: messenger RNA, 2472 nt
Organism: Letharia columbiana
Lineage: Eukaryota; Fungi; Ascomycota; Lecanoromycetes; Lecanorales; Parmeliaceae
Exons: 3
Coding region: 1-2472 (823 amino acids)
Source: RefSeq, a predicted model, not a curated record